This is a messenger RNA of Asterias rubens (European starfish), 3384 nucleotides long. RefSeq names its product GDP-fucose transporter 1-like. The transcript has 6 exons. Gene Ontology annotation, cellular component: Golgi apparatus. The record is from RefSeq and is a predicted model, not a curated record. Gene Ontology annotation, molecular function: antiporter activity. Gene Ontology annotation, biological process: GDP-fucose import into Golgi lumen; protein O-linked glycosylation via fucose. Lineage: Eukaryota; Metazoa; Echinodermata; Asteroidea; Forcipulatida; Asteriidae. The coding region runs from base 143 to 1261 and encodes 372 amino acids.
GAUCCGAGGCUAGGAACCAAGACUACGUGGCCGGCCAGCUAGCUAUAGCUGCUGCGAUCCAAGGAAUUUACCGCUUUGACUUUUGAGUUUAGCGGUCGAAAUUGGUUUCUUAUUUGAAGGUCACUCACUUGAUAUCGAUCCAAUGCAGAAGUCAUCUAAUGCUGGGAACGGAGCAGAGAGUAACACGACAGCUAACAUGGCACUGUCGUCUAGAUCUGCGAAUGAGGGAAGGGCACCUUUGCUGGGGCAGUUCGUGAAGAUUACAGUGGUCGUGACGGCUUACUGGUUUAUUUCAAUUUCCUUGGUGUUUCUCAAUAAGUACCUACUCAGCAGCGAAGAUCUGAAGCUGGAUGCACCACUGUUUGUUACUUUCUUUCAGUGUUCCGUCACAACUGUAAUAUGUAUAGUGUUAAGCAUUAUUAGUACCAUAGCACCAAAUGUCAUCUCUUUUCCAUCCAUCAAAUUUGACUACAAGGUGACCAGAGAGGUGAUGCCUCUGUCAAUCUUCUUUGUUGGGAUGAUUACAUUGAACAACCUUUGUCUAAAGCAUGUCGGCGUAGCAUUCUACAACAUCGGCCGCUCACUUUCAACAGUAUUCAAUGUGAUCUUGUCGUACGUUUUCCUAAAGCAAACCACAUCGCUACGAGCUUUGGUGUGCUGCUGUGUAAUCAUCGGGGGCUUCGUACUUGGGGUUAAAGAAGAGGAUAGUGCAGGUGUGUUAUCCUACACAGGAGUGAUCUACGGUAUCUUGGCUAGCCUCUUCGUCAGCCUCAACGCCAUCUUCACCAAGAAGACUCUGUACGUGGUGGAGGACAACAUCUGGCGUCUCAUGUUCUACAACAACAUCAACGCCAUCCUGCUCUUCAUCCCGCUUGUUUACAUCACAGGCGAGUUCAGCGUGGUGUGGAACUUCCCUCAUCUGUACAAUGGCCACUUCUGGGCUCUCUUGACCAUCAGCGGAGUAUUCGGAUUCAUGAUCGGGUUCGUGACGGGACUCCAAAUUAAGGUGACCAGCCCGCUCACCCACAACAUCAGCGGGACGGCCAAGGCAUGCGCCCAAACCAUCCUGGCUGUGACGUACUUUCAGGAUGUGAAGACCGCCCUCUGGUGGUUCAGUAACUUCAUGGUUCUGGGUGGAUCGGGGCUGUACAGUCAUGUCCGCCGGCAGGAGAUGGUGAAGGAACACAACGCUAACUUGAAAGCUGAGGCACAAGAUGCAAAGGCAAAUGGUCCAAAUAAGUCCGUCAAAAUUACCGUUUAGAUGCAGCUGAAAAGUUGGUGACCCUGUUUAAGCUCAAGAAUUUUUUAAUUUUUGUUGUUCAUCCCAAAUUGUUUGAAAUAUGCCCAGUCAGUUUCCCUUGUGGAUUAUUACUUGAUAUUAAGUAGGAACAGUAAUAUUAUCGUCUUCAGGCAAUCUCCUUACACCAAUACUGCUUCCGUACCUUGUACAGAAAACUGGGUGCAAUCCCUGGCUAUACAAAAGUUGUAUACAGUUAUAUGACUUUUGACUGGUGCCCAACAAACAAAGAUAGCGAUAAAAUUAAUGGGGAGACCGCCAUAAUAGGGCUAGAUAGUCCUGCUGGUAGAGCACCAAUAUUUAAACCUGCCGGGGUAAGUUUGUCUUUGUUUAUCAAGAUUUGAAAUCUGUUUGAAAUCAUUUUGCAGUUGCUUUUGCUUUAUAAAAAAACUUUUAAAGCAUUCAUUAAUUUUCAAACAUUGAAAGAUUUUGUCACUCAUCGACCUCAAGUAUCUCUGUUAGAAAAUUGUACUUAAUUUGGCUUUUGUUCUUUAACAUUAUGUGGAAGAAAAUGUUUUGUUACCUUUUUUGUUUAGAGACUUUAGAUUUUAAACAGACUAUAAUGAUGUCUCAAGCAGUAGUGGUUUUACUGCUUUAAAACAAAACAUGUAUUCGUAAAUAUUUAAUUUUGUUUCUUAGGCAACAGGGUAUUCUGGAAAAGGUCCCAUUCGUUUGUGUGAUGCUGCAUCAGUUUUUUGGGCGUUAAACAAAGAAGUAUUGACUAGAGCGGGAAUCGAACCUGCCCCUCUGCUUUUACGUGCCAUGCUCUACCAACUGAGCUAUCUUGCAGUUGGUGGUCUCUUUAUAUUAUCUUUGUUCAGGGGAAUGGUUGCAUGGGUUCUGACUGCCACACCCACCAAAGAUAUUGACAAAAUAUGGAGACUGCCAUCACAUAGGGCUUGAUAGCAGUUGGUAGAGCGCUGGCAUGUUAAACCAGAGGUCGCAGGUUCAAGUCCGCUCUAGUCAAUAUUUGUCUUUGUUUAACCACAAAACAUUAAUACUUUACCCAGUCAGUUUCCCACGUGGUGUAUUGCUUGACAGUAAGAAGUUGUGUCAGACAGAUAUGCAAUUUGCAGUGGCAAAACAAAGGGGCAGGAAAAUGCUCUUGACACAAUGUUUGUUGGCAAAAAAAAGGGGCAGGAAAAUGCUCUUGACACAUUAUUUGUAAAGUGCUUUUCAAUUUUCUACGGAACAUAAACCCUGAGAAAUGAAAAACUAAAAGAGAAAAUCAUCUGAUCCGCUGAGAAGAUGCGUGUCUGGUAAGAUUUUUUAGGCACAUCUUUGAUAUAAAUUUUAAAGGUAAACUUUAAAAGACCCACCAUACAGUUUAGGGUAAUAUUUUUGUAGUUUAAACAAAUUAUAUUUUCUGUGAUGUAAAUAUUCAGUAUUUUACAUUCCAAUUUUUCGUUUUUUUUUUAAAUAGUUUGUAAGAUUUUGUUUAGUUCUUAUAGAGGGGUGUUUUCAUUUUGAAAGCUAUUUAUUAACGAGUUUUAAUAAGUUAUUUUUGGGGAGGCCAUAAAGACUCAUAACGAAUGACAUUAUUGUCUGCCAACGUUUGUCACAUCGGUCCAUGAACAGACCCUUUAUAUAUUUUUUGUUGUAAUACAAACAAACAAAAGAACUGUGGCCUGGCGGCCCAAAAAUGUUUCAUUCUCAAAGCAUCCACAAGGCAGUGUUAUUCUCCAUGUUUGAGAAAAUAAUGGACUUUAAUUAAUGAACCUUGAGUGAGAUGACGACAAUAGUCCAAUUUCAGGAAAAAACCCAUGCAAUCAGGUAGGGCUUGAAAACCCAAUCCACGUAUUUGUGAUUAGAAUCGGGGUCCUGGAGGCAGAAGGCAAGGAAAGAUAACACUACGCCAACCCGACCACCUUGAGUGUAACGAUCUAGCAUUAUCAACAACAAAACUUUCAUUUGUCGAUUCCAUUUCCAACUAAACUCUCACAAUAAUUGGGCCAUAAAUGACUUCAAGUUUUCUGCCUAAAAAUAUGUUGGUCCUUUUCCUUGCAUAUGACUGUAGUUAAAGGAACACGUUGCCUUGGAUCGGACGAGUUGGUCUAUAACUGAGCAUUUGUAACCGUUUUUUAUAA